AUGGAGGCAUUGAAUUUGGACCCAGUGGGGCUUACUCAUGACAGAACUCAGGUGGGUGCAAGACACGGUAGUCCUUCGAAGCUGGUUGUUGUUGUUGAACCUAAGACAAGUAUCCAAAACAUCACGACCAUAAGAAUGAAAUUGGGGAUGGAUUGGGGCAUGGCUAAUCAAUGGGGGACUGUUUGGUUGUUUUAUCGCUUUGUGUUUAAUUGUGCUUGCAUAGGGGAGUCCCCCCAGCAUUUAACGGUUCAGAUUCAGUCCCAGUUGUUUCCUUCUCCUGUGACUUUCUCUGGUAUUCAUGCCAAGUGCACAGAGCAGGAAAGUGAGAGGGAGAAAAGGGGCGGUUUACCUUUCAGAACUCGAGAGGGCUUGGAUUUCUUGCAGUUCAUGGCAGAGGCGGGGGUAAGCGAUGUUAGUUUCUCGGGCUCGCGAUUUACUUGGUGUAACAAUCGCCCGGACACAGCACGAAUUUGGAAACGGCUGGAUAGGUUGUUGGUGAAUGGGGCAGCUCUGCAUCUGCGGCACCAGGUCACUGUCCAACAUUUGGGAUGUGAUCCGUCGGAUCACUCGCCAUUGCUAUUGUCGGUGGUUACGCGACUGGAUGACAAACCUAGGCCUUUUCGAUUCCAGAAUUUCUGGACCAUGCACAAGGGUUUCUUGGAGGUAAUUAGAGAUUGCUGGACGCUGCCGGUUAGUGGGCCUCCCAUGCAGAUAUUGGCACUGAAGUUAUGGGGAGCUAAACAGGCUCUGAGGCAGUGGUCGAGGCAAACUUUCGGGGACAUCUUUGUAGCGGUACGGGGCGCCGAGCGGGAGGUAAUGGAGGCGGAGAGGAGGUAUGACCUGGAUCCGACGGGUUUGCUAAGGAGUGAGUUACAUCAUGCACAGACACGGUUGAGGUACGCUCUGAAUGUAGAGGAAGGUUUUUGGCGGCAGAAGGCACGGGUGAAGUGGCUUCGGGAGGGAGACAAGAAUACCAAGUUUUUCCACUCGGUGGUCACUGAGAGAAGACAGCGGGCUGUGAUCCAUCGGGUGAGAGGGAUAGAUGGGGAGUGGGUUGAGGAGGAGGCACAAAUAGGAGAGGUGGCUGUGAAUUUUUUCCAGGGUUUAUUCUCAGCAGACGGUAGUCAGUCGCCCCACCAGAUCAAGGACCUCAUUCCGGGGUUAGUCACUGCCCAAGACAACGAAAUACUCUCUGGGAUACCUACUUUGGAGGAAGUGAAGGGUAUAGUGUUUAGCAUGGAUGCGGAGAGUGCGGCGGGCCCGGAUGAUUUCACAGGGAAGUUUUUCAUGGUCGCCUGGGAAGUGAUUACGGAGGAUGUGUAUCGGGCAGUGGUGAGUUUUUUCUGUGGGGCGGACAUGCCAAGGAGUAUCACGGCUACCUCGGUUGUUUUGCUACCGAAGGUGGAUAGCCCUCAGGAUUUUACGCAGUUUCGGCCCAUCAGCCUAUGUAACUUUGCCAAGAAGAUCAUUUCGAAGUUAUUAGCAGAGCGAUUGGUGCAGGUCCUACCACGACUCAUUUCCCCGCAGCAGAGCGGGUUUGUGAAGGGCAGACAGAUUGCGGAUAACUUUUUGCUAGCCCAGGAGCUAUUGACUGGUAUCAGGAAACCGAAUCGAGGUGGGAACGUAGUUAUCAAGUUAGACAUGAUGAAGGCCUAUGAUAGGGUUUCGUGGCCUUUCCUGUUGCAGGUGCUCCGUCGCUUUGGUUUCUCCGAAACUUGGAUAGACAUGAUGUGGCGGUUAAUCUCUAAUGUAUGGUUCUCCAUUCUUGUAAAUGGGGCUCCGUACGGGUUUUUUAAGUCGACUAGGGGUCUUCGGCAGAGGGAUCCCAUUUCUCCGGCUCUCUUUGUUAUUGGUGCUGAAUUCCCCCCCAGGUGCCCGGCUAUCACGCACUUGGCAUAUGCCGACGACGUGAUCAUCUUCUCCAGUGGAGGGAGAGCCUCGCUAGCUCGGCUUAAGCAGGUGUUAGAUGAGUAUAGCAGGGCUUCGGGGCAGCGGAUCAACUACCAGAAAAGCUAUUUUUUGACCCACUCGGGUUUUCCGCCAAGGCAGGCAGCAGCGGCAGGUCAGAUUCUGGGUUUCCAGAGACGAGCAUUUCCGAUACGGUAUCUUGGUUGCCCGUUAUAUGUGGGCAGGAGGAAAAAGAUCUAUUUUGCGGAUAUGUACAAUGCGGUGGCAGCUCGUAUUCUAUCGUGGAAGAACCAGCUAUUAUCUGUAGGAGGCCGUAUUGUGUUGGUUCAAAGUGUUUUAGCAUCAAUGCCGAUACAUUUACUUGUGGCUGCGUCCCCUCCUCAAGGGGUGAUGGGAGCCGUGGAGAGAUUGUUCGCUGAUUUCUUGUGGGGGCCAUCCGAUGGUGGUUCAAAGCUCCAUUGGAUUGGGUGGAAAGACAUUUGUCGCCCUUGGGAGGAGGGAGGGGUUGGGUUGCGAACCCUGAAGGGUGUGCAUGAUUCGCUAUCGGUUAAACUCUUCAGGCAGCAGCAAUCGCUCUGGGCGGAGUUCAUGACUAGGAAGUAUUGCGUGGGUCUGCACCUGUGUCUAGCGGAUGAUGGCCCGCUGUGUUCUUCUACAUGGAAACGGAUGGUGUCAGUUCAGCAGGUCGCGGAGGAUAACAUCGGCUGGGUAGUACGCCAGGGUUCAAUAGACUUUUGGCAUGACAAUUGGCUGGGGACUGGAGCGCUUUGUGGUAAGUUUGAGGUUUUCUUCGCUCAUUCGGUUGCGAAUUUUGUGGACGGGGGGGCAUGGAAUGUCAAUAUGCUUCGUCAGUACUUAGAUGCUGGGCUAGUGGGCCAGGUUCUGCAGGUGGCCCGCCUUCCUUCCGGGGACCGGAUCCAAGGUCUCCCGGUUAAAAUUUCUUUCUUCAUGCUGAGGCUAAUGCAGGGCAGGGUUCCUACCAUGGAUAAGCUGGCGAGGUUCGGCCUCUGUGGACCGUCCCGAUGCUGGUGUUGUCAGGAGCCACAGGAGGAGAGUCUGGAACAUGUGUUUUGUUCUGGAGAAGGGGCGCGGACACUUUGGCGGUACUUUGAGAUCCACUCGGGAGAAAUGGCAGGGGUGCAUACACUCCGACACAUGGCUGGACUAUGGUGGCUAAGGAGAGGGAGCAAUGAGUUUUUGCGGUUCGUGUUUCGCAUAAUACCGUCGGUAAUUUGCUGGGAGUUAUGGAAGGCGAGGAAUCAGGGGAUGUUUGAAGGACAGCGGAUUCGAGGUCGGAAUAUGGUGAACCGAGUCGUCCAGGUGCUAGUAGAGAUCUGUCAGGCACGCUUCCCAAUGCUGAGGUGUGCGGAUGCUUCGUGGGAAGGAUUAGUGCGGGAGAUGACUUGUCGGCAAGAAAGAUGGAUUAUCCGGACGGUGCAUUGGGUAAUGCCGCAGGAGUGUUUUGGUUAUCUAACCAACCUUCGGGCUGAAUUGCGUGCUCUACUAGUGGGGAUUAAGCAUUGUAUUGCCCGGGGAUUCCUGGCGAUACACUUGGAAUCAGACUCACUUUCACUGAUUCGGAUGGUUAGAGGGAAGAGUGAUUUCCCUUGGGAGAUGCAGGGGGAAUUGGAUGGCUUGCUUCAGUUCAAGCAGCACUUUCAGAUAGUAGCUCACUGCUACAGAGAGGCGAAUGUUCCUACGGAUCGGUUGACGAAUUUAGGGGCAGAUCUAAAUGGCACACAACUGUUUCAGUCGAUGCUAGAUUUACCUCAAUGGAUUCGGGGGGCGAUUAGGUUGGAUCAGUUGGGAAUUCCCUCGAUCCGUAGACGGAUGGUGGGCUAUGUAUGA
Coffea arabica (coffee) is the source of this 3756-nucleotide messenger RNA. NCBI's taxonomy places the organism in Eukaryota, Viridiplantae, Streptophyta, Magnoliopsida, Gentianales, Rubiaceae. The record is from RefSeq and is a predicted model, not a curated record.